GUGCAGCACAGCUGCGAGCUGGAUUCCUGCACACCGAGCACGAGCUGAGGGAGCCCAAGGCAGUGAGCCAGGCCGACAUGAAGGUGGAAAUCCUGCCCGCCCUCACUGACAACUACAUGUACCUGCUCAUCGACCAGGACACCAGGGAGGCUGCCAUCGUGGACCCCGUGCAGCCCCAGAAGGUUUUGGAUGCAGUCAAGAAGCAUGGAGUGAGGCUGACCACUGUCCUGACCACCCACCACCACUGGGACCAUGCAGGAGGCAAUGAGAAGCUGGUGAAGAUGGAGCCAGGGCUGUAUGUGUAUGGAGGGGACAGCAGGGUGGGGGCCCUGACCCACAGAGUGUCCCACCUGACAUCUCUCAAGGUGGGAUCUCUGAGUGUGAAAUGCCUCAGUACGCCGUGUCACACCUCGGGACACAUCUGUUAUUAUGUGACUAAGCCAAAUAGCUCCGAGCCACCUGCAGUUUUUACAGGUGACACCCUGUUCGUGGCUGGCUGCGGGAAGUUCUUCGAGGGCACCCCAGAGGAGAUGUACAGGGCACUGAUUGAGAUUCUGGGCAGCCUGGACCCCAGAACGAGGGUUUACUGUGGCCACGAGUACACCAUCAACAACCUCAAGUUUGCCCGGCACGUGGAGCCCAGGAACCCCAACAUCCACGAGAAGCUGGCCUGGGCCAAGGCCAAGUACGACAGUGGAGAGCCCACCAUCCCCUCCACCAUCGCUGAGGAGUUCACCUACAACCCCUUCAUGAGAGUGAGGGAGGAGGCCGUGCAGAGGUUCACGGGCAGGACAGAGCCCGUGGAGGUGCUCAGGGCUCUGCGCUCCCACAGGGACACCUUCAAGAAGCCCAAGGAGAGGCCCAACCCCCAGGCCAUGCUGGCCUUUGACUGGGGGCUCUUCGGGCCCUUCCUGGAGAAGAAGUGACACCCCGAGGUGCCAGGGCUCCCCCUGGCUGGGCCCAGCUCAGCUUGGCUCCCAGCUGGCUUUGGGGGCUGCAUUUUGUCUUUAGGCUGCUUGCGUGAGGCUGCUCUGCUCUGCCCUGCUCCCCCCUGGCUCCUGGGGUUCCUGUGCAGCUCCUGGGUCCCUUUGGGGGGAUCCCAGGCUGUGGGACCCCCUCGGGGGGCUGGCAGAGGGUCAGGAUGUGGCUUGGAGCAGGGCACAGUGCCAGUUUGGGGAGCUGCCAUGGAAGGAUGCAGGGCUGCAGGGAUGCUCAGGAUGUGGUGCCGUGCCCAUGGAGCCCCUGCCUGCCCUGCAUCCCCAUCCAGGGCUGCUGGGAUGUGUUUGGGACUCCUGGGAGCCCUCCUGGCCCUGCCUGUCCUGCUCCAGCCCCUCUGGCCCAGUGUCCUGGCUGAUGGACACUUGGAUCCCCACCAUGGGACACUGGGGAGUCACUGGUGUCACCAGAACCCACCCAGCUCCAGCCCUGUGCUGGCAAAUCCAUCACAGCAGGGUUUGGGUGGGUUCCCCCCCAUUUUCCAGCAGGUCCCACAGGGAUUUGUGCAGGGAUUUGUGGCCGUGGCUGCCUUGGGGAGCCCUUGGGAUGUGGGGUGUCCAUGUGGAGCAGGCUCAGCCCCAGGAGGAUUCCCCAAGGUGGGACAGAGUUUAGGCAGCCCAGAACAAAGUGAUGCCAUGCAUCCCUUUCUGCUUUUUUGCUUUUUCCAAGAUUAAAACUGGGAAACACUCGGUGCCAACCCCAUGGACAUUGCCUUGCCAAGAGCCAGGGAGCAGCUGGGGCUCCCAGGCCUUCCCUUGGUGCAAAACCAGGGCUGUGUUUUAUUUAUUUUUGCCUGAGAAAGGAGCAGAGUUUUAUUUGCAGCUGUGGGGAGGCUCUUCACACCACUGAAAUAAUUACUUUUUUUAUUUUUGUGAAGAAAAUGAGUGUUUGAUGGCAGCUCCCAGCACUGGGACAGAGUUAUUUCAGGGAUUUUCAUGUGUGGACUGUGAAUUUCUUUGUUGCCACUGGAGUCUGGUUUGGGGCCUUUUCCUGUGCUACAAACCAAGUUGGGUUGAUUUUUUGUUUGUUUUUCCUUUUAUUAAGUUAUAGUUUGUAUUUCCUUUGCAUGAAAGGGAAAAGAUUUAUCCAGCUGCAAAAUGGUACCAUGGCUUCACCCCUCAGUUCCCAUGAAAUGCUGGAUUUUGGAUGUCCCAUUUGGGAUUUUAUUUCUCCUGGGAGCAGGGAAGCCCCUGUGGGUGUGACCCAGCCCUGAGCCUGGGACAAAUUCAAUCCCACAGCCCAAACUGGGACCAAUUCCAGCUGUUGUGGUGCCAAACAGGGAGCCCAGGGUGGCCCUGUCACCUCUGGGUGUGUUGGUGACCUGGGAACCC
Zonotrichia albicollis (white-throated sparrow) is the source of this 2327-nucleotide messenger RNA. The record is from RefSeq and is a predicted model, not a curated record. NCBI's taxonomy places the organism in Eukaryota, Metazoa, Chordata, Aves, Passeriformes, Passerellidae.